Molecule: messenger RNA, 977 nt
Organism: Solanum stenotomum
Lineage: Eukaryota; Viridiplantae; Streptophyta; Magnoliopsida; Solanales; Solanaceae
Exons: 2
Coding region: 113-814 (233 amino acids)
Source: RefSeq, a predicted model, not a curated record
UAGUGAACAUAUAAAAGAAAUCAAGAAGGAAAAUCCUCGUCUAUCAAGACAUAAUGUGAAUCGAAUUCAUAAUGAAAGAUUUCAACUAUGGUUUAGAAAUCAUGUCGAGAAGAUGCAUAUGGCUGGUGAAAAAAUAUCCGAGGAUAUUCAAACUUUAGCUAUUGGCCCAUUAAUACAAGCAAAAAGAAUGACUGGUUAUAUAUGUGAUGGAGUUAGAUACUUAACAGAGUCUCGUGAUGUUAAGAGAAAAACUCAAAAUAGUGGUAUUAUGUUAAAGGCUAUCACUCAAAGUUAUGCAAGCACAAAAGAUAAAAAUCCCAUAUUGGCAGAGGUUUCUUUUUAUGGAAUCCUCACAGACAUAAUUGAGUUAUAUUAUUCGAAGAAUCUCAAGUUUGUAUUGUUUAAAUGUAAAUGGGUGAACAAUAUCAAGGGGUUUAUUGAGAAAGAUGAUUAUGGAUUUACUCUUGUGAAUUUUAAUCAUCUACUCUAUACAAGACAUCAGUUAUCAGAUGAACCAUUCAUCUUUGCUUCUCAAGCUCAACAAGUGUUUUAUGUCGAUCAUCCUAUGGAAAAGGAGUGGCGAAUGGUUGUUAAACUUAAGCCAAGAGGUUUUUAUGAUUUAGGUGAUGACACACCAACAAUUGAGCAUAAGGAAGGACAUAUGGAGUUGUGGCCUGAACAACAAUUGGAUGACACAAUAUUUGAAACUGAAAAAGACAUUGAAUGGGUUAGAGAAGGUGUACCAGGAUUAGAAAUUGACCCAGAAACUUUGGAAAGAAAUGAAGCAUAUGAUGAAGAUGACAACAUAUCUUAGUUUUUGUUACUAUAGUAGUAUAAUCACUAUUUCAGUACAAUUGAUUUUUGAACAAUAAUGACUUUGAUGUUUUUACUCUUCAUUCAACUGUUAAAAUCUCAUAUGUUUAUAUAUCUUAUUAUUUGACAUGAUAGUUAGAUAUUAUUUUAUACUUUUAUAUAGU